AUGGAUACACUUCGUCAAGCCGACGGCAAUGAGGAUUUGCAAUUGCUGAAGGACCACUUAUUGAAUAAGAGCGGUGAUGUUGAUAUGGCUCACCGAUUCAGAGCGCUUUUCCACCUCAAAAGCCUGGGUGCCGAGGGAAAUCAGGAGGCCAUCGACAUCAUUGCCGAGGGCUUCAAGGACCCUAGCGAGCUGCUUAAGCACGAGAUGGCAUACUGCCUUGGCCAGACCAAACAGAAGUAUGCCCUCAAGCCCCUCGAGGAUGUACUCAAGGAUCUCGACCAGCAGGCGAUGGUUCGCCACGAGGCUGCCGAGGCUCUGGGAGCUAUUGGUGACAGCGAGGCGCUGGAUAUCCUCAAGUACUAUUAUGAGCAUGACCCCUUGGAAGUAGUUCGUCAAACCUGCGAGUUGGCUAUUGCCCGCAUCCACUGGGAGCAGUCUGAUGCCCCGAACUCCGAGGAGCUCCAGAAGUCCCAGUUUUCCUCUAUUGAUCCUGCGCCCCCGCUUCCUAUUGAUUCUUGUCUGAAGGUCGCUGAGCUCAAAGAGAUUCUUUUGAACCAGGACGAGUCCCUGUUCGUCCGGUACCGUGCCAUGUUCCGUCUCCGUGAUAUUGGCACCGAGGAGGCUGUGCUUGCCCUUGCCGACGGUUUCAAAGACCCUUCUGCUCUUUUCCGCCACGAAAUUGCCUACGUGUUCGGCCAGCUCUGUGACCCUGUCUCCGUGCCCGCCCUCGUCGAGGUUUUGCAGAACCCUAACGAGGAGGGUAUGGUUCGUCACGAGGCAGCUGAGGCAUUGGGCUCCGUAGCGACCGAGGAUGUGCUCCCCAUUUUGCGCAAGUUUGCCCAAGACCAGGAGCGUGUUGUUCGCGAAUCUGCAGAGGUCGCUUUGGAUAUGUACGAGUAUGAAAACAGCAACGAGAUUGAGUAUGCCGCCAUCAAGACGGAAUGA
Molecule: messenger RNA, 945 nt
Organism: Wickerhamiella sorbophila
Lineage: Eukaryota; Fungi; Ascomycota; Dipodascomycetes; Dipodascales; Trichomonascaceae
Product: Deoxyhypusine hydroxylase
Exons: 1
Coding region: 1-945 (314 amino acids)
Biological process (GO): peptidyl-hypusine biosynthetic process
Molecular function (GO): deoxyhypusine monooxygenase activity
Source: RefSeq, a predicted model, not a curated record